UAGGAGGGAAAGCUAAGAGGGGAUUAGGCCACGCCCCUUUCGCUGCCCCGUGACGUCACCACGCCAAGAUGGCGGCAGAGAAGCCUCACCGUUCGCCUCAGUGACAGGAGGGGAGGCGAAAGGGGCGGAAAAGGGGGCGCAGGAGGGCAGGGGGCCAUGGAGGGCUCCUCCUUUGUCCAGCACAGCGUGCGCGUCCUGCACGGCCUCAACCAGCAGCGCCAGAGCGGGCAGUGCUGCGACGCCACCCUGGCGCUGGGCCCCCAGGUCUUCCGGGCCCACUGGAGCGUCCUGGCCUGCUGCAGCCCCUUCUUCCGGAGCCUCUGCAACACCGACGGCAGCGCUUCCAGCACCGUCGCCCUCCCGGAGGCCUUGGCGGGAGCCUUCGCCCUCCUCCUGGACUUCUUCUACACGGGGCACUUGGGGGUCACCCCAGGCAACCGGGAGGGGCUCCUGCAGGCUGCAAAGGAGCUCUGCGUCCCUGAAGCUGUCCGCUUGUGCCAGGAGUUUGGGCCGGAGUUGGAGGAGAGCACCCUUGACGAAGGAGGAGAAGCAGCCCCCAAAGAGGACACCAUGGCCCCCCAACUCCAAGGGGAGCAGGCGGGGAGCCCCUGCCUCCUUCCGGAAGAGUUGGAUCCCAAGGCAGACCAAGUCAAGGAGCCAGAAAGACCGCUGGGAAGCGGAACCACUGAAAUGGACCCUGGGCAGCAGGAAGCUCAGGACGAGGCUCCCGUUUCGCAUGACGUGCAGGAAGAAGGGAGCGAAAGAGGGAAGGAGGCGGAUGACGAGGGCGGCAUCCCCGAGAGGAAGAGCACGCGGCCCAAACGGAGGACCCCCUUGGCCAGGAAGCCCCCCAAACCCGCCGGGAACCGCAACGUUUUGGAAGCCGCCGAGCUUGGAAACCGCCGGGGCGGUGGCGCCGAGCCAGUCGAAUGCCCCACUUGCCACAAGUCCUUCCUCAGCAAAUACUAUCUCAAAGUCCACAACCGGAAACACACCGGCGAGAAGCCCUUUGAGUGCUCCAAGUGUGGGAAGUGCUACUUCCGGAAGGAGAACCUGCUGGAGCACGAAGCCCGGAACUGCAUGAGCCGCUCGGAGCAGGUCUUUGCCUGCUCCGUCUGUCAGGAGGCCUUUAAGAGGCGGGUGGAGCUGCGCCUGCACAUGGUCGGCCACACCGGAGAGAUGCCCUACAAGUGCUCUUCGUGCGCCCAGCAGUUCAUGCAGAAGAAGGACCUGCAGAGCCACUUGAUCAAGCUCCACGGGGCCCCCAAGCCCCACGCGUGCUCGUCCUGCGCCAAGUGCUUCCUCUCGCGGACGGAGCUGCACCUGCACGAGGCCUUCAAGCACCGUGGGGAGAAGCUCUUUGUCUGCGAGGAGUGCGGCCACCGGGCCUCCAGCCGCAACGGCCUGCAGAUGCACAUCAAGGCCAAGCACAGGAACGAGCGCCCCUACGUGUGCGAGUUCUGCCACCACGCCUUCACCCAGAAGGCCAACCUCAACAUGCACCUCCGGACCCACACCGGGGAGAAGCCCUUCCAGUGCCACCUCUGCGGAAAGACCUUCCGCACCCAAGCCAGCCUGGACAAGCACCACCGGACGCACACGGGCGAGCGGCCCUUCAGCUGCGAGUUCUGCGCCCAGCGCUUCACGGAGCGGGGCCCGCUGCUGCGCCACGUGGCCAGUCGGCACCAGGAGGGCCGGCCCCACUUCUGCCAGAUCUGCGGGAAGACCUUCAAGGCGGUGGAGCAGCUCCGCGUCCACGUCCGGAGGCACAAAGGCGUGAGGAAAUUCGAAUGCACCGAGUGCGGCUACAAGUUCACCCGGCAGGCCCACCUGCGGCGCCACAUGGAGAUCCACGACCGGGUGGAGAACUACAACCCCCGGCAGAGGAAGCUGCGCAACCUGGUCAUCGAGGACGAGAAAGCCGUGGCCGUGGCCCUGCAGCCCCUCGAAGGGGAGGAAGAGGAGGACGAGGAAGAAGAGGGCUCCUCCUCGUCCGCCACGGAGGUCGUGGUGGAGCCGCUUCCCGGACAGAUCAUCCCAGAAGAGGACUGCAAGACGUAGCGCUUGGACCCCAUGUAGAGCCCCUUACCCAGAUUAAAAAAAGAACUAUUAAGCUGG
Messenger RNA from Anolis carolinensis (green anole), 2118 nucleotides. It is a transcript of the gene zbtb48, whose product is annotated as zinc finger and BTB domain containing 48. Lineage: Eukaryota; Metazoa; Chordata; Lepidosauria; Squamata; Anolidae. The coding region runs from base 157 to 2061 and encodes 634 amino acids. Gene Ontology annotation, biological process: regulation of transcription by RNA polymerase II. The transcript has 11 exons. Gene Ontology annotation, cellular component: nucleus. The record is from RefSeq and is a predicted model, not a curated record. Gene Ontology annotation, molecular function: protein binding; DNA-binding transcription factor activity, RNA polymerase II-specific.